AGAUCAUCGUUCAUCCAAUUUUCUCAUCAGAAGUACUGGUACUUCUCUGUACUAAGAGGACAUCCGCAGUCUCUGGUCAUCUCCUGUACUGCGUCCGCAGUCUCUGGUCAUCCCCUGUACUGUGUCUGCAGUCUCUGGUCAUCUCCUGUACUAUGUCCGCAGUCUCUGGUCAUCUCCUGUACUAUGUCCGCAGUCUCUGAUCAUCAUCUGUACUAUGUCCGCAGUCUCUGGUCAUCUCCUGUACUAUGUCCGCAGUCUCUGGUCAUCUCCUGUACUAUGUCCGCAGUCUCUGGUCAUCUCCUGUACUGUGUCUGCAGUCUCUGGUCAUCUCCUGUACUGUGUCCGCAGUCUCUGGUCAUCUCCUGUACUAUGUCCGCAGUCUCUGGUCAUCUCCUGUACUAUGUCCGCAGUUUCAUCUCCUGUACUAUGUCCGCAGUCUCUGAUCAUCAUCUCUGUACUCCUGUACUAUGUCCGCAGUCUCUGGUCAUCUCCUCUACUAUGUCUGCAGUCUCUGGUCAUCUCCUGUACUAUGUCCGCAGUCUCUGGUCAUCUCCUGUACUAUGUCUGCAAUCUCUGGUCAUCUCCUGCACUAUGUCUACAGUAUCUGGUCAUCUCCUG
Messenger RNA from Staurois parvus, 618 nucleotides. NCBI's taxonomy places the organism in Eukaryota, Metazoa, Chordata, Amphibia, Anura, Ranidae. The record is from the annotation of a GenBank genome assembly.